AUGUUCACUAGAGUUGGACUUGCUUUGUCUUUGGUUCCAUGCGUAUUUCUUCCUACUGGCAUCGCACACCACUGUUUUACCCGUUUUGUUUCUAAUCAAAUUCUUGUUGGACCCUCUAAUUCAAUGUUAUAUCCUGACUGUAGUAUUUGCUUACAAAUACGUGAAGCUCUAAUAAUGAAUACUUGUGGAUUGGUCCUACCCCUAGGCUUUGGCUUUCUCUCUUCUGCAGCCUCUGCACUUAUCACACGAUCUUACCCCGUACCUGACCUGCUUGAUGUUAAAAGUAUGUGGAGAAUGUUCAAACUCUAUAGUAACUCAUUUCGAACUGUUGGCACCUGUUUGCUUUUGGGUCAUACAAUAUUUGGAACAGCAUUGGUAUACGCUAUGAUGGAUAGUAAUCAACGUGUUCUCAGGCAGCAAAAGUUUAGUCCCAGUAGUGAUUCAUAUAAUGAAUGA
This is a messenger RNA of Schistosoma bovis, 456 nucleotides long. Lineage: Eukaryota; Metazoa; Platyhelminthes; Trematoda; Strigeidida; Schistosomatidae. The record is from the annotation of a GenBank genome assembly.